AUGAUCGCCCUCCAAGAGUUAGCAGAAGUUUUAGCUGUCUCCACUGAAGAAACGCUUGCAGGGUCCUUCCAAGUUGAAGCAUUCUCUAAAGAGCUUAUUGCUAUCAUGAAUGGUGAUCCGCCAACGACUGCUGAUCCAUCUAAGAAGAAGGAACCUCUCUCUGCUGAAGCUCAAGAAGAAGCUGAGAUUAUGGCUGCUCUUGCAGCAUCCGGCGGUGAUGGAUUCGGUGACAACGUCGGUGAAGCUCAACUCUUAGCUUGCCGUUGUUUGGCCAACCUGAUGGAAGCAUUACCUGGUUCUUCAAUUAGAGUUGCCCAGAAUGGUGCUAUUCCGAUAUUAUGCUCAAAGCUACGUGAUGUUCAAUACGUCGACCUUGCUGAAGAGGCUGUUUCUACACUUGGCAAAGUGGCUCAAGAAGUUCCAAACAAAAUCGUAUCGGAAGGUGGUCUCACUGCUAUCCUCCAAUAUCUUGAUUUCUUCAACUCACAUGUUCAACGCACAGCGCUCACUGCAGCCGCCAACUGCUGUCGUGCAUUGACUCCAGAAAGCUUCGACAUGGUUUAUGAUGCUAUCUCGAAGAUUCGUGAUGUUCUUGGUUAUUCAGACCAGAGAUUAGUUGAACAAGCUUGUCUCUGCGUUGUACGCAUAAUCGACAGCUACAAAAACAAGCCUGACCUUAUUGAAAAGUUACUUGAAGAUGGAACACUCAUAACCGGCGUCGUCAAUCUCCUAUCACCAUCUGGCUCAGGUGGAACACCAUUAAUUACUAUCAAUACCUUUACUGCACUUUUACGCGCGAUGUCUUCAGCAAGCAAGGCUAGUGCUAAGGCAUCAAUCGCUUUGCUGAAUCGUAACAUUGUUGAUACACUUUACAAUAUACUUACUGGUGUUCUCGUUCCUGAGAAGACUGACCCUACUACUCAAGCAAUGGAGGAUGGUUCUGCACCAGGAGAAGGUGGCCUAGCUGAUAUGGUUGUUCUUGAAAAUCUCGCUCAUAGACCAAAAGAUCAAGUCGAUGAAGCACUCAGUUUAUCCUUAGAAUUACUACCACCUAUAGUACCAGUUGGUGUUUUCGAUAACAAGUCCUACAUCAACAAGACAGAAGGUCAAACUGAGGAUGAAAGCUCACAAAACGCUGAGAACAAGGAAAAACCAGAAUCAAUCAUCACGAGCCGUUCUAAGCAGAGAGAAGCCGCUCGUCAAGAAUCAAUGCGUAUUCGUAUUGAAUGUCUUCGUCAGAAUCCAGACUCGAUCAACCGCUUCAUGUCACUUAUGGUACCGGUAUUUGUUGAGGUUUACGCAGCAUCCGUAUCAACACCUGUUCGCAGUAAGGCUCUCGCAGGAUUGCUUAAGGUCAUCAGUUUCGCGGAAGAGAAACAACUACAUGAUCUGCUCAGAUAUAUACCAAUGGCCAGCUUCAUCGGUGGUAUCCUUUCUUCACGUGAGAAUCCAAAUCUAGUAACUGGUGCUUUACAACUUGUCGAACUUUUACUUAACAAGCUUCCUGGAGUUUAUCACUCAGCUCUUAGACGUCAAGGUGUCAUGUAUGAAAUAGAAGUUAUUGCUACUGAUAAGCUUAACUCAGAAAAGGAUGAAAAAGAGAAACCAAAUGAGCCAACAUCACCAUUAGACAAGGAUGAAGGGCCUCUUGGUGAUCCAGUAUCUAACCUUGCUAGAGCAUUGAGAGUGGAUCUUCCUCCAUCAGAAGCGCCUUCCGGAUUUUUGAAUCUUGGCUCCACUGGUCCAGCUAGUCGUCUUGCUACAUAUCUUGCUGCAGCCUCAAAUGUAGACCCUUCAGAUGCAGCAAUCGCUAGAGCUAGAACAUUAAAGGUCAUUUUUUCAAAGUUGGAAGAGCAAAAUGGUGCAGACACCUAUGACGAUGCGAAGGUUGCACUCGCAGAGAUCCGCGAUAUGGUGGAUAAGCUCAAGUCAUCUGAAACAUCUACAGUUCAAAUCAAGGAGACUUUGCAGAAGCUUGGUAACUGGUUCGUACGUGAAGAUAGUAUGUCAAGCUUUGAAUUACUUCGUAGUGGUUUGAUUGAAGGUUUGCUUGAAUUUAUCACGGGUGAUACUGAAUCACUCCCUUCAAGUAUGAGACACAAAGUUGUGCUCGAAACCUUUACCAAUACUAGGUCACACAUCCCUGGUUCUCCAUCCGCUUUGCUUUCACUCGUAAAACGUCUACAAGAAUCACUUAGUCGUUUAGAACCAUUCAAUGUUGGCACAGUAGGAUCAGCUCUUGGGGAUGAUAGCCGUCGUAAUCCAAUGUCAGCAUUGGGUCGUCAAGUCAGAUUACGUUUGGUUACUGAUGAUCAAGAACUCAGUAAAGUGCAACCAACUAUGGUUGUUUCUGUUCAUGCUAUUGCAACAUUUCAAGUUUUGAACGACUACCUUCGUCCGAGAAUAAUGAGCGCACUUUCUGGUAAAGGUGGACAUGGCUCAUCUAGAUUGUCGGGCGUUCUCGCUGCAUUCGCUGCUGCUGCUGGCAUACCCGCACCUGAAGAAGGAUCUACAGCUGCUUCAAGUACGAAGAAGGAUAAAGGAAAAGAUAGCAAAGGCGGUAGUCGUAGAAACUCUAAAGAGAGCCUUACUAACACACCUGCGGCGAAUGAUGAAAACAAAUCAAAAGGGAAAGGCAAGGAGUCUGUUCAAGGCGACGAAGAUGACACCGACGACCAUAGUCAGAAUGACAUAGAUGAAGACGAACUUCGUGCCAUGGAAGAGGAUGAAGAACAUGAUGAGCACGAUGACAACGAGGAUGAUGAGCAUGAUCCAUUUGCUGAGAUGAUGGGUGAAGGUCGACUCGGUCAUGAGAAAACGAUCAAUUUGGAUGUCAAGGAUGACGGUAAAGAAAUUGAAGCCAAGACGCCUGAUGGCACUCGCAUCCAGACGCCUUCAAAUACGAAUGAUGCUUCACCUACUGCCAGAAAGUCUUCAAAGUCUGGCAGUAAGAAACCAGAAUCAUUAGACAAUAAAGGAAAGGAGUUGAAGCCUAAAGGAUCAUACGCUUCAGCUUUGAAGACCAAGCCAACCGACUUCCAUAUUGAAUUUGAACUUGACGGUCAAAAGGUUGAUCUCGAAUCGACAAUUUACAGUGCAUUACAUCGUAAAGAAUCUAACUCCUUGAGAAAUCCAUUCGUGAAUGUUUACACACUCAAGUUCAAGCAUAUAGAUGGCCCGGCAGAGAAAAAGGAGAAGAUCGUCGCGAAGCCUAACAUUAGCGCUGUUACUACUGAAAAUGUCAAAGACGCUUGGUCAGAACUUCCUGAAUCGAUCGCAAAGGACUCUCAACAUGCACCUAUCCUUCAGCUUUUAAGAGUCUUACAUGCUCUCUGCGCUGAUAGACAGGAGUUGAAUGCAAUCAGUCAUCCAAAUGCUGCUUUAGCUCAAGAUACAGGUGUCGGGGAGAUGACAUUUGUCAACAAUAAGCUUACCGCUAAGCUUAAUCGUCAGCUUGAAGAACCAAUGUUGAUAGCUAGUUCUUGUCUUCCAGAAUGGGCUAUUGACUUGCCUACAGCAUUUCCAUUCUUGUUUACUUUCCAAACUCGAUACGCUUUCUUACAAGCUCAAACUUGGGGUACAACAAGAUUGAUCAACAAAUGGCAAAAUGAAGCUUCUCGUAUAGGAUCAGACAAUCGUAGACCAGACCCAACAACUACACAUCUUGGUAGAAUGCAAAGACAAAAAGUUAGGAUAUCGAGAGAGUAUGUACUCGAGUCUGCCAUCAAAGUAUUCGAAUUAUAUGGUGGAUCUUCUAGCAUUCUAGAAAUCGAGUAUUUCGAGGAAGUCGGUACAGGUUUAGGACCAACGCUUGAGUUCUAUUCUUUGGUUAGUAAAGAGUUUGCUCGUAAGAGUCUACGAAUGUGGAGGGGUAGCCAAGAUUCAUCUGAGUCGCCGUAUGUGUUCUCACCAACUGGUCUGUUCCCAGAACCAAUGUCAGAUAAGGAGAGUGAAUCUGAUAAGGGUAAAGAACGCAUCAAAUUGUUUAGAAUAUUGGGUCAAUUCCUGGCCAAGGGUUUACUUGACUCAAGAAUUAUUGAUAUCUCUUUCAACCCUCUUUUCAUGAAAUUGGUAUUAGGUUUGAGCAUUCCUAAGUCAGUAGCAGGAGUAAAACUGGUGGACCCAUUUGUUGGAAAAAGUAUGAUGGAAGUUCAAAAGAUUGUCGAUUCCAAGCUCUCAACAUCUGAAAUAACCGAGAAGGUUAGCGCUCUUGCACUAGAUUUUACCUUGCCAGGAAAGCCAGAGUAUGAACUAGUUGAAAAUGGCACAAACGUCGAUGUUACCAUUGACAACGUUGGUGAAUACCUCGACAAGAUCAUUGAGGCAACACUUGGCAGUGGCGUUUCAAAGCAAGUUGAGGCAUUUGUUGAAGGAUUCUCAAAGAUAUUACGAAUUGAAGACAUGAAGAUCUUCACAGCCGAGGAAUUAACAAGCUUGUUUGGUAACGCUGACGAAGAUUGGACCAAUGAGACGCUCAGUGAGAUUAUUAAAGCUGAUCAUGGAUUCAACAAUGACAGUCCAGCUUUACGUAGAUUGGUUGAGGUUAUGUCUGAAUUUGACAAUGUAUCACGUCGUGACUUCCUACAAUUCCUUACUGGUUCACCGAAGUUACCAAUUGGUGGAUUUAGGGGUCUUCAUCCACAACUCACAGUAGUACGCAAAUCACCUGAAGCAGGCUACAAAGCAGACGAUUCAUUACCAAGUGUAAUGACAUGCGCCAACUAUCUCAAGCUACCAGAUUACAGUAAUAAGGAUAUUUUGAAACAAAAGCUCACGAUUGCAAUGUCCGAGGGCAAAGGUUUCUUGCUUUCAUAG
This is a messenger RNA of Wallemia mellicola CBS 633.66, 4815 nucleotides long. RefSeq lists its product as hypothetical. Gene Ontology annotation, molecular function: ubiquitin protein ligase activity. Gene Ontology annotation, biological process: protein polyubiquitination; proteasome-mediated ubiquitin-dependent protein catabolic process. Lineage: Eukaryota; Fungi; Basidiomycota; Wallemiomycetes; Wallemiales; Wallemiaceae. The transcript is spliced from 6 exons. Bases 1 to 4815 code for a protein of 1604 amino acids. Gene Ontology annotation, cellular component: nuclear speck. The record is from RefSeq and is a predicted model, not a curated record.